CUCCAGUCAGACGAAGAGUAUAUAUACAAGGGCAAAGAAGUGGUUACUUCAGAGCCUCCUGUACCCAGCAAGUGCACGGAGAUUCCACAAGUGAGAGACUUGAUCAACAUGUUUGUCUGGAAGACAAGUGUGGCGCAAGCCGUCCUGGGUUGCAUCCUUUUCAGUAUAGUUUGUCUUAAACUUGCUAUCGCCCAUGAUGGAGUUCGCUACGUCAAUGCUGAAUGGAAAAGACCAGAACAAAAUCAAGAGGGCAGUCACUUCUGCGUGGCCAAACGUCUAGCAGAUAACAGCGAAGAAGUAGCCUGCAGCACUGAGGUCAAGUUCAGACAGAAGCCUCCUGCUGAGUAUGCCAGCAAGAUAAAAAAAGCCAAAGAAAAGAUGAGGCAGUUGGAGUCUCAGUACGAUGACUGCCAGGUGGAGAAUGAUCGUAAGGACAGGCUAAUGCUGAUUCAGGCCAACCUAACAGACACUAUCCACAGACUAGUAACAGAUAGCGACAUCCAGGCUCUCAAGAGUUCCUGGGCUACACUCACUGCUGGCCCUGAUGGCAGAAACGUUUUCGGAAACAAUUUCGUCCUCUGGAUGCUGAAAACUAUUCCCAACAUGCGAGAAAGAUUCGAGAAAUUCAACGCUCACCAAUCUGAUGAGGCCCUGAAGAACGACAACGAGUUUGUCAAGCAAGUGAAACUCAUUGUUGGAGGCCUGCAGUCCUUCAUUGACAACCUAGAAAAUCCUGGUCAGCUUCAAGCAACCAUUGAGAGACUCGCCGCUAUCCACUUGAAAAUGAGACCCAGCAUUGGUGCGGGAUAUUUUGGGCCACUUCAAAACAAUAUCCACGAUUUCAUUGAGGAUACGCUUAAAGUUGGUGCCGACGAUGCCGCUCCCAAAUCCUGGACACGCCUUCUGACCGCCUUUAACGAUGUUCUUAACAGCUAUGCCAACUAUUACAUUGGACUGUCCGAUACAGACAAGGUGGCGCUUCAGAGUUCUUGGAGAAAACUUACAGCUGGAGCUGAAGGCAAGAGAAAUGCUGGGGUGAAACUUGUUCUCUGGAUGUUUAACAAUGUGCCCAACAUGCGUGACAGAUUCACCAAAUUCAAUGCUCACAAGUCUGACGAAGCCCUCAAGACCGACGCUGAGUUCCUAAAACAGGUUGAUGCCAUCAUUGGAGGAUUUGAAACAUUUAUCAACAACCUGAACGACGCUGAUCUGCUGCUCAACCGUCUGGAGAGUCUUGCCGAUGAGCAUUUGAAAAAGAAACCAGCCAUCAGCUCUAAUUACUUUGGACCUCUACAGAAGAAGAUUCACCUAUUCAUUGAAGGCGCUCUCAGAGUUGGCUCUGACAGUGAUGAGGCUCGCGCCUGGACUCACUUGGUUGGCGCUUUGAACAAAGUUAUUAAAGAUCAUGCUAUCCACAAUCUUGGUCUGUCUGACGUUGACAGAGAGGCUCUGGUCAGUUCCUGGAACCAACUCACUGGUCGUGCUGGUGGAAGCAGGAAUGCUGGUACUAAUCUCGUCCUCUGGAUGCUCGACAAUGUCCCCAACAUGCGUGACAGAUUCACCAAAUUUAACGCCCGACAGUCAGAUGACAAUCUGAGAAAGGAUACCGAAUUCGUGAAACAAGUGGACCUCAUCACUGGUGGCCUUGAGUCGAUGAUUGACAAUGUUAAUAACCCUAUUCUCCUUCACGAUACUAUGGUCAGACUGGCCGAUGCCCACAUGAACCUGAAACCAAGAGUUGGUCUUGAAUACUUUAGUCCUCUUCAACGCCAUAUCCACUCCUACAUUGAGAAAGCCCUGGGUGUUUCUGCUGACAGUGCUGCCCCUAGAGCCUGGACAGACCUACUGACAGCCUUCAACAACGUUCUGAAAGACCGCACAUUCCUAAGAAUUGUUUCCUCUGAUGACAAGAAAGCUCUUCAUAGUUCAUGGAAUACCCUGGUAACUCAAGCUGGGGACAAACAGAGAGCUGGAACUAAGCUGGUACUCUGGAUGUUUGACAAUGUUCCCAACAUGCGUGACAGAUUCACCAAGUUCAAUGCCCACUCUUCUGAUGAGGCACUGAGGAAAGAUACCGAGUUCAUUAAACAAGUCGAUGUCAUUGUUGGAGGGAUAGAGUCUAUGAUCAACAAUGUGGAUGAUGGCGAUCAUUUCCAGGCUGCUGUCGAGAGACUUGUAGAUGUUCACUUGCACAUGUCCCCAAGUGUUGGUCUGGAAUACUUCGGUGCAUUACAACAAAAUAGUAGAUCCUACAUGCAGAGAGAACUUCGAGUCACUGCUGACAGUGCUGAGGCCAGAGCCUGGACACAUCUAUUUGUCACUUUUAAUGAAUUCUUAGCUGACCAUACCACUCAGAACAUUGGACUGUCUGUCACUGACAGAAAAGUCCUUGACAGAACUUGGAAGCAGUUGAUCAGUUCAGGCAAACAGGAAGCUGGAAUCAAAUUUGUUCUCUGGAUGUUCAACAAUGUUCCCAACAUGCGCGACCAGUUCUCCAAAUUCGACGCCCACAAAUCCGACGCUGAUCUGAGAAACGACGCUGAGUUUAUCAACCAAGUCAAUAACAUUGUUGGAGGUCUGGACUCCAUUCUGACCAAUCUGGACAAACCUGGACAACUGCAAGCUGCCCUGGAGCAUCUCGCAGACUUUCACUUGGACCAUAAGCCAACAAUUGGACUGGAGUUUUUCGGCCCUCUACAAAAGUACAUCCAUCUCUACAUUGAGAGUGCCCUGAAUGUUGCUGUUGGCAGUGAGGAAUCUAGAGCUUGGACAGAUCUAUUGACUGCUUUGAACAAAGUCAUCAGAGAUCAUGCUAUGGACAGACUUGGUCUCUCAGAUCACGACAGGGAAGCUCUUGACAGUUCCUGGAAGAAACUAAGAUCUGGAGCUGGUGGCAGAAAGAAUGCUGGUAUUAGACUUGUGCUCUGGAUGCUGGACCAUGUCCCCAACAUGCGAAAUCAAUUUAAGAAAUUCGAUGCCCACCAACCUGAUUCCGUCCUGCAACGUGACCCAGAGUUUUUGGCCCAGGUUGACCGCAUCCUAGGAGGUGUUGAGUCCAUGAUCAACAAUGUUGACGACCCCGUCGCUCUUGAAGCCGCCUUUGAUAGACUGGCUGAUGCACAUUUGAGUAUGACACCUGAAGUUGGACUUACCUUUUUCGCACCUCUCCAGACCUACAUCCACGACUACAUCGAGGAAGCUCUAGGCGUCGGUGCUGACAGUGACGAAGCUAAAGCCUGGACUGAUCUCUUCGCUGCCUUCAACAAGGUCCUCAAAGAACGUACUGUUCUCAAGAUAGUGUCAGACAAAGAAAGAAAAGCCCUCAAAAGUUCAUGGGAUUCACUCAAAAGUGCUGCUGGUGGAAGCCAAGAGGCUGGAGUCAAUCUUGUUCUCUGGAUGUUGCAAAACGUGCCCAACAUGCGUGACAGGUUCACAAAGUUCAAUGCUCACCAAGGAGACGACGCUCUUAAAGCCGACGCAGAAUUCAUCAAGCAAGUUCAGCGCAUCACAGGAGGCUUGGAGUCUAUGAUUGACAACGUAGACAAUCAAGGCAAGCUCCAAGCUGCUAUUGACAGACUGGUCGAUGCCCACUUGCACAUGACACCCAGUGUUGGACUUGAAUAUUUUGAACCACUGCAAAAGAAUAUCCACAACUACAUUGAAGCCACCCUGCAUGUUGCCGCUGGUAGUGAUGAAGCUAACGCCUGGACACAUUUACUUAGUGCUUUUAACACAGUUCUCAAAGAACAUUCCCUUGAGAAAAUAGGACUUUCCUACGAGGACAGAAAAUAUAUUGAAAGCUCAUGGACAAAACUGACUGCUGCUGCUGGUGGAAGCGAGAAAGCUGGAACAAACUUUGUCUUCUGGUUGUUGGACAAUGUCCCCAACAUGAGAGACAGAUUCACCAAAUUUAACGCCCACCAAUCAGAUGCUGCCCUCCAAGAGGAUGAGGAGUUCCGUAACCAGGUCAAGGCCAUCACCGGUGGAAUCGAGUCAUUUGUGAACAAUGUCAACAACCCCGCUGCUCUCCAGUCCAGCAUUGAAACUUUGGUCGAUGCUCAUUUGAACAUGCAGCCCAGCAUUGGUCUUUCAUACUUUGGUUCCGUCCAACAAUACGUCCAUCUCUACAUCGCCAAAGCUCUCGGUGUUGCUUCCACCAGUGAUGAGGCCAAAUCAUGGACUCACUUGUUCGCUGCCUUCAACAAAGUCCUAAAGGAACAUUCUCUACAAAAAAUUGGACUUUCUGACAGCGACAGGCGAGCUGUCGUAAGCUCCUGGAAAAAAUUAACUGCUAGUGGUAGGCAAAGCUUUGGUAUUGACUUGGUUCUAUGGAUGUUCAACAAUGUUCCCAACAUGCGUGAACAAUUCACCAAGUUUGACGCUAAACAAUCUGAUGCUGAUCUGAGAAGAGACCCUAACUUCUUGAAACAAGUCAACAGUAUUGUCAAUGGGCUUGGUGACAUGCUGGACAGUGUAAAUGACCCUGGCAAACUUCAGGCCAACCUGGAAAGACUCUCUGAGAUCCACUUGCACUUUGUCCCAAGCGUUGGCCCAGAAUUCUUCGUACCAUUAGAAAAGAACAUUCACACCUUCAUUGAACAAGCUCUACAUGUGGCCCCUGACAGCGAUGAGGCCAAAGCCUGGACUGAUUUGAUUGGUGCUUUUAACAAAGUUCUUACAGACCAUGCUAUUCAACAUAUUGGUCUCUCUGAAGCUGACAGAAGAGCUCUGGACAGUUCCUGGAAGAGGCUCACAGCUGGUGAAGAUGGAGUUAAGAAAGCAGGAAUUAAUUUGGUUCUCUGGAUGCUCAACAACGUGCCCAACAUGCGUGACAGAUUCACAAAGUUCAAUGCUAAACAAGCAGACGAUGUUCUUAAAGUCGACGCUGAAUUCCUGAAGCAGGUGGACGUCAUCAUUGGAGGACUUAAAUCUUUCUUGGAUCACGUGAAUGAUCCCCUCGCACUCCAGGCCAACAUGGACAGAGUCGCAGAAGCUCACUUGAGCAUGGAUCCAGUUGUUGGUGUGGACUACUUCAAGGCUCUUUCCCAGAAUAUCCACCGCUUCAUUGAAAGCUCUUUGGGUGUUACCGCAGACAGCGAUGAAUCUCAGGCAUGGACUGACCUUUUGGCUGCCUUCAACAAAGUUGUCAGAAACAGAAGUAUUCUCAGGAAAGUUUCCGACAGUGACAAGACUGCAUUCGUCAGCACCUGGAACGACUUGAUUAAAAAAGCUGGCAGCAGACGUGACGCAGGUGUCAAUCUAGUCCUCUGGAUGUUAGCUAAUGUUCCAAGCAUGAGAAACCAAUUCACCAAAUUCAACGGCAAUCAGCCAGACGCUGCCCUCAGAAAUGACCAAGAGUUCCUCCAUCAGGUAGACCGUAUUGCUGGUGGCCUGGAAUCUUUGGUUAAGAAUGUGAACAACCCCGCCCGUUUCUUGGACGCCCUGGAGAGACUUAGUUUCGUCCACUUGAAUAUGAAGCCAAGUAUUGGACUGGAAUACUUCGAGCCACUACAACAGAACAUCCACACUUACAUUGAGUCCGCUCUGGGUGUUGCUGCUGGAAGUGAUGAAGCUAACGCCUGGACAGACGUCUUGGGAGCUUUCAAUGAGGUUAUGAAAUACAGUUCAAUUGAGAAAAUUGGUCUAUCAGACAGUGACAAGCAGGCCUUGGUCAGUUCCUGGAGCACAAUGACAGCUAGGGGCAAAGAAAGUGCUGGAGAGAAACUGGUGUUUUGGAUGUUCGACAAUGUCCCCAACAUGAGAGCUAGAUUCACCAAAUUCGACGCCACCCAAUCAGACGACGCCCUCAGAAAAGACAAAGAGUUCCGUAAUCAGGUCAACGUCAUUGUUGGAGGUCUAGAGCUACUGAUCAACAGCCUCAAUGAACCUGGUCAACUCCAGGCCAACCUUGAGAAACUAGUGGAUGACCACUUGCACAUGGUACCAAGUGUUGGUCUUCAAUACUUCGGACCACUAGAAAAUUACAUCCAUCUCUUCAUUGAGAAAACUCUUGGAGUAAGUUCAAACAGUGUCGAAGCCAAGGCCUGGUCCCAUUUGUUCCGUGCUUUCAACAAGGUCAUGAAGGAUCAUUCCCUCAAGAAAAUUGGUCUGACAGAUGAAGACAGGAAGGCCAUUGUUAGCUCCUGGAGGAAGCUUGUCGGUAGAGCUGGAGGUAGAGACAAUGCUGGAACCGAUCUUGUCCUGUGGAUGUUUGAGAAUGUGCCCCACAUGAGAGACAGAUUCACCAAGUUCAAUGCCUACCAACCUGACACUGCCCUGAGACAAGACAGAGAGUUUGGAGCCCAAGUUGACCGCAUCACAUCUGGCGUGGAAUCCCUGGUUAAUAAUGUAGAGAACCCUGGUCAGUUCCAGGCUGCCAUGGAGAGAUUAUCCACUAUUCACAAAAAUAAAACACCCAGCAUUGGAAUCGAAUACUUUGAACCUCUACAAAGAUAUAUCCAUCUGUUCAUUGAACAAAGACUCAACGUUGCACCAGACAGCGUGGAGUCCAAAGCUUGGUCUAAUAUGUUUGCCUCCUUCAAUGAAGUUCUGGUGAAAGCAUAAACUUAGGCAUCUACAAACUUGACACGUGACCCCCAACGACAACGAAUCUAUUGCUCACAAAAAAUAUCAUACACAAAAACAAAAAUUAUUUAUAAAAGUAACAAAAUAUUGUUUCGUUAAAUAUGAAGGAAAAAAAUUUAAUAAAGCUGCGUUGUAUCUUAUUCUGUAUGCAUUUACUUGUAAAUAUAUUAAAUUUCAAGAUGAUAAAAAUUAAAAAUUAAAUAAAAUCAUUCAAUAAUUUAACACCAAAAAUACCAGUAAAUAUUAUUACGAUACUAAAUUGUGCAUUUCGAAAAUAAAUCAAGCAAUAAUACAAUUUAAAUCGAUUACAUUCUUCAAGUGUAAACUAAAGUAAAUAAAUGUUUGCAAUUGGAAUAUUAACCUGAAAAAAGUGGAAGGUUAAACUUGCUAAAUAAAGAAUGUCUUGAAAGAGGUUAAAACAUAAAGACCAAAAAGAUCAUUAUUUUCAUGGUUUACAUUUUUGUUUUAGAACCACUGACCUGUAUACAUGUAUUGCUUGAUUUAUUUAUUACACAUUGUGUAUGAAAAUUAUGAAUAAAAAUUGUUGCCAAUAAUAAAGUGUGUAAAAAAUGUGCAAGAAAAUCGUGCAACAUUUGUGUGUAAAAUUGUUGAGUAAUAAAUGAUAUGCUUCCAACUGAAA
Biomphalaria glabrata is the source of this 7225-nucleotide messenger RNA. RefSeq lists its product as uncharacterized. Gene Ontology annotation, molecular function: oxygen binding; heme binding. Lineage: Eukaryota; Metazoa; Mollusca; Gastropoda; Planorbidae. The coding region runs from base 109 to 6564 and encodes 2151 amino acids. The transcript is spliced from 55 exons. The record is from RefSeq and is a predicted model, not a curated record.